Hevea brasiliensis (rubber tree) is the source of this 1570-nucleotide messenger RNA. RefSeq names its product protein NDL1. The coding region runs from base 168 to 1232 and encodes 354 amino acids. NCBI's taxonomy places the organism in Eukaryota, Viridiplantae, Streptophyta, Magnoliopsida, Malpighiales, Euphorbiaceae. The transcript has 11 exons. The record is from RefSeq and is a predicted model, not a curated record.
GAUGUUGUGAAAAAAAAAAACACAAAGAACACACGGAAAACCCAGAGAGAGUGCACGCAGAAGAAGGAAGAAAGAAGAAAAAAUAAGGAAAGGAAGAAGAAGAAGAAGGAGAGGAGGAGGAGGAGGGAGGAAGGCAUACAAACCAGGGAGUGUGAAAGAACUGAGCCAUGGGCGAGUCAAGUGACUCGGUUUCUGUAGAUAUUGACAUGCUUUCUUUUGAAGGGAAGGAAUAUGUGUUGAAAACGAGUAGAGGUUCAGUUUCAGUGUAUGUGUGUGGUGAUCAAGAGAAGCCUGCUUUGAUAACAUACCCAGAUGUUGCUCUCAAUUACAUGUCUUGUUUCCAAGGUCUCUUCUUUUGCCCAGAGGCAGCUUCUUUGUUGCUUCAUAACUUCUGCAUUUACCAUAUUGAUGCCCCCGGGCAUGAGUUGGGAGCAGAUGUCAUUUCUUCAGAUGUUCCAUUACUCAGUGUGGAUGACUUAGCAGACCAGGUUGCUGAAGUGCUUGAUUUCUUUGGGCUGAAAGAGGUCCUGUGCUUAGGUGUGACAGCUGGUGCUUACAUCCUGACGCUUUUUGCAACAAAAUAUAAAGAACGAGUGCUUGGGUUAAUUCUUGUUUCCCCUAUCUGCAAAGCUCCCUCAUGGACUGAAUGGCUUUACAAUAAGGUAUUAUUAAAUUUGUUAUACUUCUAUGGUAUGUGUGGUGUACUGAAGGAGUGCCUUAUCCAGCGUUACUUCAGUAAGGAAAUUAGGUGUGGUGUGCAUGGCGCAGAAUCAGACAUCAUUCAAGCAUGUAGAAGGUUGCUGGAUGAGAGGCAAAGUUUGAAUGUCAUGCGCAUUCUUCAAGCAAUUAAUGACAGGAGGCAUGACCUUACAGACGGCUUGAAGGAGUUACAAUGCAAGACGCUUAUUUUUGUGGGAGAGAGUAGUCAGUUUCGCGACGAAUCUGUGUAUAUGAGUGCCAAAUUGGGGAAGAAAAUAUGUGCUCUUGUUGAGGUUCAAGCAUGCGGCUCACUAGUGACAGAAGAACACCCAUAUGCCAUGAUAAUCCCUAUGGAAUUCUUUCUAAUGGGAUUUGGCUACCAUAGGCAACCUCAUUUUACUUCCUCAUCAAGUAAUGGUUCUAGCCCAGCCAAUCCCUUGAGCCAUUCUUGUAUAGCGCCAGAACUUCUUUCUCCUGAGAGUUUGGGUAUCAAGCUCAAACCAAUCAAAACACGUGUGAACAUUGAAGUUUGAUGUAUUGAAGUGAUUUCAUGAACUCAACAAGAUUACUGAGCAAUCCGGGCGAAGCAGCAGUUGCUGAUUUCAGCUUUGCACAUAACCGUGAUAAAUGUACAAUAUCUAGAAUAGCAUAUUCAUAUUCUUUUAUUGUGUUGGUGGGGGAAGAAUUUUGGUGUUGAAAGAAUAGAUAUAGAUACUUGAGGGAAAUUAAGAUAGCUUUGUUUUGAAUGAAGAAGCUCUUCCACCGUCAGAUUGUGCUAUUGUGGGAUUAUUCUAAAUAGUGGGGGUGGAUUAAUGUGUGUAGCAUACAUUAAUAAUCAGAAAUGAGAACACAAAGAAUAAUGAUUGUUUAA